Didymodactylos carnosus is the source of this 402-nucleotide messenger RNA. The record is from the annotation of a GenBank genome assembly. NCBI's taxonomy places the organism in Eukaryota, Metazoa, Rotifera, Eurotatoria, Philodinida, Philodinidae.
AUGGCUGCAAGUUAUACAAGACCACAAUCAUACGUAAGAAUAAGAUCUUCAAUUCGUGAUGACGAUGAUGAAGCACUCAAUUUAGAAUUGGGAAAUGGUUCAUCUACUGGCACUGGAAACGAGCAAGGUAUUAAAAAACUUCACGGGCAAGUGCAGGAAGUUGUCGGUGUUAUGAAAAAGAAUAUUGAUAAAUUGCUUGAUCGUGAUGUUGGAUUGAGUAAUCUAAUGACAAGAGCUGAUGAACUUCAUACAACAGCUGAUACCUAUAAUCAAACAACAAAGCAAUUAUCUCGAAAAAUAUGGUGGAAAAAUGCUAAAACAAAUAUAUGCAUUGGCACAACGGUUGCCAUUGUACUUAUCAUCAUAAUUGUGAGUAUUGUUGUAAAUCGUCGAAAAAAGUGA